UAUAUGCUAUCUAUUUUUGCAAUCUUGCCUUCGCUCGAUUCAAGUUUUAUUAAUUACGUUCAUAGUUGCACAAAAGUUGUUUCAAAAAAUUUGCAGGAAGAAAUUAGUUAAAAUAUUCAAGAGUAAAUUAUAUAACGCUUUAAAUUAAUACUUUAAUAUUUGUAAUAUUAAUUAAAUAAACAGAAAACAAGAAUAGUGCUGACGUAUAAAGGUUUAUCUUAUGUAUGAUUUAGAAUUGAUCACUUCACGUGAAAGGUGGUAUAGUAUAGUACGUGUAUCCUGUUAUGCUGAGAUUACUGUUUUGAAGAUUAUUAAGAACAUAACCUAAAUAAUACGAUUCAAAAAUGUGGUUCAAGAAGGUUUCUAAAGAUUUAAAUGGCAUGGUUCGGCUUUUAUGAAAACAUAACCAAAUGACAGCUCUCAAGCAAAUAUAUUAUAACAAUCAAUAUAUAAUAAUAAUUGUAAAUUGAUUUUUAAAUAUUAUAUAUUUUUGUUUCCAUUACAUUUAUUUAUAUAUUUGAACACAUCAGAAACAAAAGCAUAAGAAUGUAAAUAAAAGUUUUAAUUUCAAUUUGGUAACAUUUUUGAUAUGAUAUAUUUUUAAUAUGGUUAACAACAAAGAUUAAUAUUCCUAUUAAGACUCUAUGCCUAUGAGAAUAUAUACAAAUGUAAAUUUAUGUACAUAACAUCAUUGUUUUUAAAUGUACAUUGGGUUUUGUUACAUUGUAUAUUAAGAAUACACAUGUCACUUAAUUGUGUAAAUAUCACGUAAAAAAUAUAUAUGUGAUAAAAAGUUUUUGAAGUAUCAUUAUAAAUUGUGGGAAUGGGCAAUUGUUUGUGUAAAGAUACAUCAGAAGAACAUGAGGUAUAUAAUGAACAGAAUCAUGCAGAGGCUGAAAAUACUGUGUUUUCCGAAUCUAGUAUAGGCACAACAGCAUCUGGUAGUGUAACUUAUGUACGUUUAAAUUUUCCAAAUUCUGCUAAUAUUGAUAAAUUGGUGCUUGAAACAUUAAAAGUUAGUGGUUCUCUUGUUGAUAAUGAGCAAGAUCCACCACCCGCAAUGGUGAAAUUACGUAUAAUUGCUGAUAAAGGGGAUGGAUGGAUACAAGUAAUAAAUUCAAUGGUUAAUGUUAUUCCCAUGCAUAAUCCGUUAGGUCCUUCAGUUAUUACUCUUCUCUUAGAUGAUUGUCCAUUACCUUCAAAGGAAUCAGUCUUACGACUAUCACUUAUGUUUCAAUUAUAUCAAAAACUUGGAAAUGUACAUACCACUGCAACUCAACAACGUAACAUUUGUGUUGUACUGGGUUGCAUAGCUGAAAAAUUGGCUGGUCCUAGCAGUAUUGCAAUUUUAUCUGAUGUAACUUUAGACUAUCUUGUCUCAAAUCUUAGAGAAGAUAGUGAUCCUUAUGUGGUAUUAUAUUCGUUAAUAGCUUUGGAAAAAUUUGCACAGACAAGUGAAAAUAAAAUAACUAUCAAAAAACGAUUAAUGGCAGAAAAACCUAACCCACUGCUAGAAUUGGAGAAAUGGGUGACAGAGACUCAUUAUGUGCGCAGACAAGUAGGAUUUUGUGCACAGUGGUGUUUAGACAACUUAUUUUUGAUGGAAGGUAGGAAAUACUCUCAUGAUUCGAUUGAUAUGACUGGUAUUAAUGUUAUGCUAAACACAAAGGAUGUAAGUGAGUACCUGAAAAUAUCACCUAAUGGUUUAGAAGCUCGAUGCGAUGCAUAUUCGUUCGAAAGUGUAAGAUGUACAUUUCAAGUAGAUUCAGGUACUUGGUAUUAUGAAACUCUACUAAUAACUGCGGGAGUAAUGCAAAUUGGUUGGGCUACAAAGGAUAGCACAUUUUUAAAUCAUGAAGGAUAUGGCAUAGGUGAUGAUGAAUUUUCUUUGGCCUAUGAUGGUUGUCGUAGAGUAAUAUGGUAUAAUGCAACGAGUGAAAAAUAUUAUGAUAGACCAUGUUGGAAAGCUGGUGAUAUUUUGGGUUGUUUACUAGACUUGAACAAAUUAGAAAUUAUAUUCUCUAUAAAUGGUGUACCAUUAAAACCUUGUGUCCAAGUAUUCAAAACAGUGAGAUCCGGAUUUUUUGCUGCAGCCAGUUUUAUGUCAUUCCAACAAUGUCUUUUUAAUUUUGGAAAUGUCCCAUUUCAAUAUCCUCCCACUGAUCGCGAAUAUCAAAAAUUCAAUGAUUAUGCUUCUUUGAAACCGGAGGAUAAAAUUGUGCUUCCUAGACAUAUUUACUUAGAUCAACUGAGGAAACUUAGCGUCAGAGAAGACUCAUGUACACUGUGUUUUGACCAAAGAGCUUCGGUGAGAUUAUUGCCAUGCAAUCACAGAGGGUUUUGCCAAAUGUGUUCGGUUCAACUUGUAGAGUGUCCAAUGUGCAGGGCUACAAUUGAAGAAGUAGCUCUGGAUAAUACAUGACACCCUUUAGCAUAUCAGCACUUCUGAAUACUCUUCCACAACCCUUUCCAUAUUACACAAUUCUCAGGAACUGUCACAAGAUAAUCACAACUACAACACACCUGGUGCAUUGUGUACUGGACAUCAUUAUAUUGUUUUGUGCAUUUGUUUGCUUACAAUACAGUAUUUUAAAUCAAGAGAAGGACUUCAAAUCUAUCACAGAAGGCACGGCUGCAUAUCAAUGCAUCAUAUUUCUAAGGUGCAUUAUAAAUAUCACUUUCAGUUAUGUACAUGUAAUAUAUGAAUUAUUGUACUGGAAAUUCAGAGCACAUAGAAAUUUUAUCGAAUGUCCGUUGAUUGCGCGACCUAUUUUUUCUAGGUUUUACGUAUAUACAAUUUGCAUUUAAUUAAAUAUAUCAAAGAUAAUAUAAUGAGAAUAAAAUUAAAAUAUUUUUUUUACACUGUAGACAAUGAGAAAAACAUUUGCAAUUUAAAUUUAAAUUGCAACCACUGUAUGUUGUAUAUUUCCAAUUAAAUACUUGUGACUGGUUCACAAAUAUGUAGAAACUAUUUUGUCCAUGAACUUGAGGUUCUUCUCUCUUAAAUUAUGAAAGUCUGCAUUACCUGUUAACUGUUGUUAACUCUUGUCAAUACUGACAAGCAAGUACUUAAAUUUGCGCUAUAAACUAAGAUUAAUCUUUUAGGGAAUUGCAAAAUACUGAUAUCUUGUAGUAUAUAUUGAAAAAAAAAAUAUAUAUAUAUACAUAUAUAUGUGUAUAUACAUAUAUAAGCUCCUAUUAAAUUCUUGUGGAGAUAUAAAAUGCUAUCAUAUGUAUAACUUUGCAAAACUUUUCUAAGAACUCUGUUGAUUUUCAUUUAUAACAACCUAUCCUAAAUGUUAGGAUACUAUUUAUGUAUUAAAUGUAUAAAUCACAUGUUGUUCUAUAUUUUUUGUACUCUUGUUCCAAAAAAAAUUUAUUGCUGCGUAAUAGACUAAAGA
Molecule: messenger RNA, 3401 nt
Organism: Nomia melanderi (Alkali bee)
Lineage: Eukaryota; Metazoa; Arthropoda; Insecta; Hymenoptera; Halictidae
Product: RING finger and SPRY domain-containing protein 1
Cellular component (GO): cytoplasm
Molecular function (GO): protein binding; ubiquitin-protein transferase activity
Source: RefSeq, a predicted model, not a curated record